UUUCAUUCUACCCAUUUUGCAGGCCAAGCCAUGACUUCAGGAUCAGUGCACGUGGACUCCAAAGCUGAGCUCACUACCUUGUUAGAGCAGUGGGAAAAGGAACAUGGCAGCGGGCAAGAUAUGGUGUCUAUCCUCACCAGGAUGUCAGAGUUGAUUGAGAAAGAAACUGAAGAAUAUCGUAAGGGAGAUCCAGAUCCAUUUGAUGAUAGACAUCCUGGUCGAGCUGAUCCCGAAUGUAUGCUGGGCCACCUAUUGAGAAUACUCUUUAAGAAUGAUGAUUUCAUGAAUGCAUUGGUGAAUGCAUAUGUGAUGACAAGCAGAGAGCCUCCUUUGAACACAGCUGCUUGCAGACUCUUGUUAGAUAUCAUGCCUGGGCUGGAAACUGCUGUUGUCUUUCAAGAAAAGGAAGGAAUUGUUGAGAACCUGUUCAAAUGGGCAAGAGAGGCUGAUCAACCACUGAGGACUUAUUCUACUGGAUUGUUGGGAGGUGCUAUGGAAAACCAAGACAUUGCUGCCAACUAUAGAGAUGAGAACUCACAGUUGGUGGCUUUAGUUCUUCGGAGACUUAGGGAACUGCAGGUUCAUGAAAUGACUUUACGGCAGGAAAAUAAACGUCCCAGCCCUCGAAAGUUGCCCUCAGAACCGCUGUUGCCACUGGAUGAAGAAGCAGUGGACAUGGACUAUGGGGAAAUGACAAUGGAUGGAGAACAAGAGGAGACCUCUGGGGAUAUGGAGAUUUCCUUUCACCUUGAUUCGAGCCAUAAGACCAGUAGCAGAGUGAAUUCAACCACCAAACUUGAGGAUGGAGGGUUGAGAAAAAGUAAAAUGGCAAAACAGGGUGACAGAGAUGGCUUCAGAAAGGCCAAGCAAAAGUUGGGCUUCUCAACUUCUGAACCAGAACGCAUGUUUGUUGAACUCUCUAACAGCAGCUGGUCAGAAAUGUCCCCUUGGGUUAUUGGUACUAAUUAUACCCUUUAUCCUUUGACUUCUGCUUUAGAGCAACGACUUAUUCUUCAGUACUUGACCCCACUAGGAGAGUAUCAGGAGCUGCUUCCCAUUUUCAUGCAGCUUGGAUCACGGGAGCUGAUGAUGUUCUAUAUUGACUUGAAAAGGACAAAUGAUGUAUUGCUCACCUUUGAGGCUCUGAAGCACUUGGCAUCACUUCUACUUCACAACAAGUUUGCCACAGAGUUUGUUGCACAUGGAGGAGUACAAAAGUUAUUGGAAAUUCCUCGUCCUUCUAUGGCUGCUACUGGUGUGUCCAUGUGUUUAUAUUAUCUAUCUUAUAACCAGGAUGCUAUGGAACGAGUCUGCAUGCAUCCCCAUAAUGUUCUGUCAGAUGUAGUGAACUACACCUUGUGGCUAAUGGAGUGUUCCCACGCAUCAGGAUGCUGCCAUGCUACCAUGUUUUUCUCUAUUUGCUUUUCUUUUCGUGCGGUCUUGGAACUAUUUGACCGGCAUGAUGGUCUUCGUCGCCUGGUCAACUUGAUCAGUACCCUAGAAAUUCUAAACUUGGAAGAUCAGGGUGCUCUUCUGAGUGAUGAUGAAAUAUUUGCCAGCCGCCAAACUGGGAAGCAUACCUGCAUGGCGCUUCGCAGGUACUUUGAAGCCCACCUGGCCAUUAAAUUAGAACAGGUGAAGCAAUCGCUUCAGAGGACAGAAGGUGGUAUUCUUGUCCAUCCACAGCCACCAUACAAGGCAUGUUCUUAUACUCAUGAGCAGAUUGUGGAGAUGAUGGAGUUUCUCAUAGAGUAUGGACCAGCUCAGUUAUACUGGGAACCAGCUGAAGUCUUCCUCAAACUUUCUUGUGUGCAACUCAUGUUGCAGCUUAUCUCCAUUGCCUGCAACUGGAAAACCUACUAUGCAAGGAAUGAUACUGUACGCUAUGCAUUAGAUGUCCUGGCUAUUCUCACUGUGGUACCAAAAAUCCAGCUGCAAUUAGCUGAAUCAGUGGAUGUGUUAGAUGAAGCUGGAUCCAUUGUCUCAACAGUAGGUAUCAGCAUCAUCCUGGGAGUGGCUGAGGGUGAGUUCUUUAUCCACGAUGCUGAAAUUCAGAAAUCAGCUCUUCAGAUCAUUAUCAAUUGUGUGUGUGGCCCAGAUAAUCGAAUCUCUAGUAUUGGCAAGUUCAUCUCUGGAACCCCAAGGCGGAAGUUGCCUCAGCCUCCAAAAAGAAAUGAGCAUACUCUGGCCAAGAUGUGGAAUGUGGUUCAGUCCAACAAUGGCAUUAAGGUGCUGUUGUCAUUGUUGUCCAUCAAGAUGCCCAUCACUGAUGCAGACCAGAUCAGAGCACUAGCAUGUAAAGCCCUGGUUGGACUUUCCCGCAGUAGUACUGUUCGGCAAAUCAUCAGCAAGCUGCCUCUCUUCAGUAGCUGCCAGAUCCAGCAGCUGAUGAAGGAGCCUGUCUUGCAGGACAAGCGCAGUGACCAUGUCAAGUUCUGCAAAUAUGCUGCUGAGCUGAUUGAACGUGUAUCAGGAAAGCCCCUCCUUAUCGGUACUGAUGUCUCUCUUGCACGGCUGCAGAAAGCAGAUGUGGUAGCCCAGUCUAGAAUCUCCUUUCCAGAGAAAGAAUUGCUUCUCUUAAUCCGAAACCAUCUUAUCUCUAAAGGGCUAGGAGAGACUGCAACAGUCCUCACCAGAGAGGCUGAUCUACCCAUGACUGCUGCAUCUCAUUCCUCUGCCUUCACUCCUGUCACAGCUGCUGCUUCCCCUGUCUCUCUGCCUCGUACCCCUCGCAUUGCCAAUGGCAUUGCAGCCAGACUAAACAGCCAUGCCAAUGUAGCCUCCUCGGCCUCAUCUGUCCACUCUCAGUCACGGCCUCCACAGGGUCCUCUUGCUCUGCCUGGCCCAUCUUAUGCAGGCAGCUCUCCUUUGAUUGGCAGGAUCAGUUUUAUCAGGGAGAGGCCAUCGCCUUGCAAUGGCAGGAAAAUCAGAGUGUUACGGCAGAAAUCGGACCAUGGCGCAUAUAGCCAAAGUCCAGCCAUAAAAAAGCAGUUGGACAGGCAUCUUCCUUCCCCUCCCACGCUGGACAGUAUCAUCACAGAAUACCUUAGGGAGCAGCACGCUCGCUGCAAGAACCCAGUUGCCACCUGUCCCCCUUUUUCUCUUUUUACCCCUCACCAGUGUCCUGAGCCAAAACAAAGGCGGCAAGCGCCAACAAACUUUACCUCGAGGCUAACCCGCAGAGCAGCCUUUCCAAAGUAUGGAGGGGUAGAUGGUGGGUGCUUUGAUAGGCACCUCAUCUUCAGCAGGUUCCGUCCCAUUUCAGUGUUUCGGGAAGCAAAUGAGGAUGAAAGUGGUUUUACCUGCUGUGCAUUCUCAGCCCGAGAGAGGUUUCUAAUGCUUGGCACGUGUACAGGGCAGCUAAAACUUUACAAUGUGUUCAGUGGGCAGGAAGAGGCUAGUUAUAACUGUCAUAACUCUGCCAUCACACACCUCGAACCAUCUAGGGAUGGAUCUUUGUUGUUAACAUCUGCCACAUGGAGCCAGCCUCUUUCUGCACUCUGGGGGAUGAAAUCAGUAUUUGAUAUGAAGCAUUCCUUCACAGAAGACCACUACGUAGAGUUCAGCAAGCACUCACAAGAUAGGGUCAUUGGCACAAAAGGGGACAUUGCCCAUAUUUAUGACAUUCAGACUGGCAACAAGCUGUUGACUCUCUUUAACCCAGAUCUUGCCAACAACUACAAGAGGAAUUGUGCCACGUUUAAUCCUACAGAUGAUUUAGUCUUAAAUGAUGGAGUUCUCUGGGAUGUUCGUUCUGCGCAGGCCAUACAUAAGUUUGACAAGUUCAACAUGAACAUCAGUGGUGUUUUCCAUCCUAAUGGACUAGAAGUCAUAAUUAAUACUGAAAUUUGGGACCUUCGAACUUUCCAUUUGCUGCACACAGUCCCAGCUUUGGAUCAGUGUCGUGUAGUUUUCAACUAUACGGGUACAGUGAUGUAUGGAGCUAUGCUACAGGCAGAUGAUGAAGAUGACUUAAUGGAAGAGAGGAUGAAAAGCCCCUUUGGAUCAUCUUUCAGAACAUUCAAUGCAACAGAUUAUAAACCUAUAGCUACCAUUGAUGUGAAACGAAAUAUUUUUGACCUGUGCACUGACACCAAGGACUGUUACCUUGCUGUUAUUGAGAAUCAAGGCAGUAUGGAUGCCCUGAACAUGGACACAGUAUGCAGGUUGUAUGAGGUGGGCAGGCAGCGCCUGGCAGAAGAUGAAGAUGAGGAAGAGGAUCAGGAGGAAGAAGAACAAGAGGAAGAAGAUGAUGAUGAAGAUGAUGAUGACACAGAUGACCUUGAUGAACUUGACACUGAUCAGCUGCUGGAAGCAGAGUUAGAGGAGGAUGAAAACAAUGAGAACGCUGGCGAGGAUGAGGAUGGUGAUAAUGACUAUUCUCCUUCAGAUGAAGAGCUGGCUAACUUGCUUGAAGAAGGAGAUGAAGGGGAAGAUGAAGACUCUGAUGCUGAUGAGGAAGUUGAACUGAUACUGGGAGACAGUAAGUAUAGACAGGACCAUCACUCUGAUCCUAGGAAGCAUCAGAGAGUUUUUAUUCCUACAUGCCAACCCAGACAGAGAGUCAAACAUGUCUUCUUUGCUCUGCCCUCAGCUGCUAACCAUACAUUUCCCUUGGAGGAAAGGCAAAGUCAGCAUCUGUGUUCAUUUGCUAUCUCACCGCCUAAACUGUGUAACCAACUGGCCAUGGUCCCUUACCUUCAGAGGACUAAACUUCCUAGAUCAGACGGAAAAAGUUUAGUUGUUUGUUCCAUCUGAGGGGCACGUCUGAAUUCAUCAGAAGAAGCUCUCAUGAACAGUUAUUCAUUUCUAAAGAGAUAAAGUGAUAGAGUCCAUUGUGUUGUCCUUUUCCUCUCUGCUGUUGGCUCCUCCCUCUUAGACGUGGUGGGGCUCCUUCUCCCUUCUAGCUUCUUUCUAUUCUGCUUAGCAUUUCUUCCUCCUUUUCCUCCUCCUCCUUUUGAUGAAUAAACUUACAAAACCUUAGGUGGUAAAUUUCCCAUUAGGACCAAACUGGAUGGCCCUAUAUACAUCUGAGAUAGGGUUUCCCCUUGUCUUUGCUCAGGAGUCCUGUGCAAGCCAGCUAAUGAUGUAAACUAAGGUCAUGUUUACAAGUUAGCUGAACUGUCAUACUCCUUUAGAGCAGACUCCCUCCAGUUUAGGCUGCUCACCAGCCCCUCGGUGGUAAGAUGUGCGCAUCACUGGCAGAUUCAUUCAUGCUGUUCUUCUGUUUCGUUGUAGUGCUUCACUGCCCAUCUGUGGCCAAACUCAUGAAUUUUGGGGAAAUAAUCCCUAUGAUCUCCAGCGGGUUUUCUUAUAUAUAGUCCAGUCAGCACUUUUAAAGGUGGUAGGUAUUAUGUCCAGAGAGAAGAGGACACAACACAGACCUAAUUAAAGCCAAGCCUCGCCAUAGUUGACCUGUUUUUAUAAUGGAUGGGUUUGGUGGUGGCGGGGAAGGUGGUUGGGGACAGAGGGGAGGAAAUUAUUUAGUUGGAGGUAUAAUUCAGGCGUUCCCCUUAAACCGUGAUGCAAGGACAUUUUCUUUGGGAUAAAUCUUGCAGGUUCUAAUCUAAGAAUCUAAAACCAACUUGGAGGAGACUGGCUUCUGUGUAGCCAUUUCCAUGAGCCCUUCUUUCUGUUGCUUAAGGAAACUUUUGUGGGGAGGAGUUGGAAACCAUAGCUCCAUCUGUCCUACUGAUAGAAGGGAGAGGACUGUUUAUCAGCCUCUGUUUCCUGCACUUGGAGACUGAGAUACUAGGAGAGCCCUGAAGAUGGGGCAAUACUCUGGAGAGACUUUUGCCUUGUCCCAGGAAGGGUUCAUAUUCAGCAAAGGGUUUUUUUUUUUCCUUUGUCAGAGGAUCUGGCAGGGAAUAAGGGGUGGGUGAAACAUAUCAACAUUAUUGUAAAAGUGGGUGGAACAGGUUUUAUUAAACAUUUUUAUUGUACUUGAUAAUUGGACACGGGGUACAAGCUAUAUCGACAUUGUCAAUUUUUAAUUCACUUAAAUGACAAGGGAUUAGUGAGGCACAUUAAAAGGGGUGGCAAGCAGCCGUGGCGGAGAGUAAAGUCCAGCUCGUGGUGGUGCCAGCUAAUGCAAGUGAGUACUGCUUUCAUUUCUCAAUUUUUUAGUUUGAAUGCAAGGCCACCAAAAUUUGGGUUUGGCUUGUAAAAUUACUUCUUGUUCUCGCCACCAGGGCACCAAGUAUUUUAAAUUUGGGAACUACUUUCAAGCCAAAACUAUAGGCACAGUACUUACAUUGCUUAGAGUGGGAAAGCUUCUGGUGUAGAAUUUCAGCUUGGGAAAAAAGAAGCUUAAAUUAGGACUCUCAUGGGUUGCUCUGAGGGAAGGGGGAGAUUGGAAUGGUACAGGAGGAGGAAGGAAUUUAGAGUGAGCAUAGAGAGUCCAAAACUACAUUGUCAGUAUCACCUGGAGUUUGAGAACAGAUGUAAAUUGUACUUCGUUCACUUUGGUUUUCAAAGUUAUGACAGUGACCGCAGAUUUUUGUGCUAUUUAGCCUUUUAAGCUACAGUGGGUACAAGGCUUGGGCAUUGCUAUUGCCCUAUCAAUUCUAUGUUCUAGUUCAUCUGAUCUGUUGGAGAACUUGUUUGCUUACUUUUAGGGUCAGCAUGUUUCCUAAGACUUUGCGAUGCCCUAAAGAGGACUUUUCUAGGUAUUUGGUUUGGCACAUGCUAUUAGGCAUCUAUUUUACUCUUAAAAAAAAAUUAGUUACACAGGCUAUAUAGGAAGGAAGUUCUAUAGCAUGAGUUAUAUUGAUAGUGGUGAUGUUGAGGAGGGCUGGUAAAGCAUUUAUAUACUCAUGUCUGCCGUGUGUCUUUACUAUCAAAAAUCCCUUAGCUUUGGGUUUUUCUCAUUUCCCUAAAGUAAGAGACCAGUCAACAGUAGUGGUGUCUUGAAAGCCUGCCUUCUUACAUAAUUUUCUGGAGUCCAGUUUCAGAGUAUCAAAAUUUGGAUCAACUUGUUUGAACUUCUCUUAAAAAAGAUUAUGAUUCCAUGAAUCCCUUAAUUGCCUUUCCUUGGUGGUCAGGCAUAUAGGUGAGCCUGAUGGUUAGGUGUUACUUUCCAUUGGUGGGUCCAUUUGGUAUCCCCUGGUUUCCAGGUGUAUCUUUGGAUGUCUCUAAGACACAAGAGGAACCUAGGGUUUUGAGUGGGGAGGUCAGGUGCUUAGGUACACAUUAGGUAAUGGGCUAUGUUGGCCUCCUUUCUCUUCAAUGAACUCCUAGCUUCCUGGCAACCCUUUUCUAGAUUACUGAAGAAAAAGCUUUAGCAUGUCGAUGAGAUUAGAUACUAUUAGUGAUUUGCUUCAGUAAUUUCAAGCCUCUGUUCUCUGAUCUUCUUUUCUUGUUUUCUUAACUCUUAGGAGACCUUUGCCUCCUGUCCCUUCUGCUUGAUUGUGACUUCUCUGACUCCUGGGGCAGUUACUUCUUUAGCCAUCUGGUCUAGCCUUAACUCAAGGUCUUUAUUGUUUACCUCUCCUGGUUACAAUAUAUCUUCUUGGUGUUUCUUCUGCAGAAGAUUGUGGUAAAGGAAAUGAUGUUUGGGAAGAUACUUUGCUUUUUUUUUUUACCUGUGAUUUCCAAAAAAGGUGGUUAAUUCUAGUACCAGAAAAAGUCUGAAGGAUCAAACUUUGCAGAGUGUGGUACCCAACCUUUACCCAUUUGGAGGCUUUAUGCCUAUUGAGCUUUGCUUUUGCCAGUCAUGUAGCUAAGAUAAGAAGCCAACUCAUUUCCUUCAGUAGGAACUAUAGGACUUGUUGAAAAAUUUUGUUUUCUCAUUCAUUGACAUGCUUUCUGUUUUGUGACCAGCCAAGGAAGGUGCUGAAACCAGAGGCAGCUUUCUCCUCUCUUUCCUGCUUGACUUCGAAUUAUACCUGAUGACCCCCUUUUGAAUGGCCACUUAGGCUUCAGAAAUGAAGAGGCAGUUGAGAGAAUCAGAUUUGGCUCCUUGCAUUUCCAAUCAGUGUUAUAUAAGAGGGCAUUAGUUCAGCCUGGCAGAUGUGAGGGGGGAAGGGCCAUAAUGAAGCCGGCUACCAGAGUUUUAUCCCUAUCAAAGCUGCUUGGUGGUGUGUUCCAGGUAGGCCUUAGAUCUGUUGAGAGUAGGAGUAAGUCACCAGGAAGUCAAACUCUUACCUUGAAUGUCAAAAUAGCCUCUCCUCUGGCAUUGCUGUGAGAUGGCUUAUUCUCCAUAGGUAAUUGGUGUUCCCAUACGGUUUAUAGUUAGAAGUCUGCACAGGGCAUUUUUCUUUACAAGGUAGUGUACACUGAUGUAGACCUUCUCUAGCAGAAAAAAGAUUUGAUGAGUGUUGGCUUGGAGGAGAGUUUAAGAAUUUUAGGGGAAAAUAUCCAAAUUCCCUCAAACUAGAGCCUCACUACUUACAGUCCCCCUGUCUCCAUGGGAAACCCAGGUGGGCUGGAAUAUUCAACUUACACAGAGUUCAUAAAAAGUGGCCCUCUUUGCCCAAGUAGAGCUAAGGUGGGAGGGCCCCUAUGGAAGUCUUACCUCCUUUAUCUAAGAGCACUAUCCUGAGAAACAUCUUGGUAUUCUCUGUCCCUUGCACUCAAGGCAGGGGUAUUGGAUCCUUGAGGCUUAGCUGCAGAUCUGACUUGAAGCCCUGCAACAGCCCUGUGCUCUCAGGGUCAAUGCUGCAUGGCAUGGACACCUGCUAAAGCUGGAUGUGGUGAUUCUUUGGGGACCACUGAAAACCUUUUCAUUUGGGUUGAGGUUCCCAUUGGCUGCACAGGUUUUUUGAGCCAGCUGAAGUGUUCCUCAGAGCACAGAAAGGUUAAGCUGCCUUGGCCCUUUUUAAAGAAUAUUGAGCUGAGAUUUCCCAGGGUAGGCAAUGGUUGCCAGCAACAGAUGUGCUCGCAGCUGCCAAACACCAAGGAGCUAAUUGGUAUGUUUUCUCCUUUCUUGAAAUGGUAAUUGACCCACUCAGGGAGGAUAAAGGUAGAACACAGUAUUUUCUACCUUCCUGUAAGUUCAACACAUAAUCUCCUCUUUUCCCUCCCUUUUUCUUCUUUACCUUUCCAGCUGAUAGCUCAGAUAACUCCGAUUUGGAAGAUGACAUCAUCUUAUCUUUGAAUGAGUGAAGAGUGACCAUCAUGUGGAUGCCCACUGAAGAAGUUCUCUUCCUGGCAGGCAGGAGACCAAAUGAGCAUCGAAUUCAGAACAAGCCUCCCUGACGCCUCUUCUCCCCUCUCUCCCUUCCCGGUCUCUAUCCCUCUCCCAGGGAUAUGUGUUUUUCGAGAAUCUGUAGGCUUCACGCUUGGAGGGUUUUGGCUUAAGCAGAGAAUCAGUUGUGCCCAGAAGUGGCCAUUCAAUAAAGAGAUCAGGGGUUAGGCCUUUUUUUCUGCCUUCUUUUCCCCACUUCCUCCAGAAUGGACAAAUCUUUCCUUAAGGAAAAGCCCCACUUCUCUGGGGAUAUUUCACAGUAUAUUUUCUUUGUAUAAAGUUCUUUACUAAAGAACAAGAAAAUAGUUUUAUAUAAAAGCAAAAAAAAAAAAUUGCAGGUGUUUAUAGCAAAGAGGGUGUGAACUUAUAUCCACCGGGUACCUUGUCCCCUAAGCUUCAUUUCCUUUGGGAAAAAGUGAUGCCCGAAGAUCAAUAUAAAGAGGCGUUUUUACACGAGUAUUUAAAAUGAAAAGGAAAAUCGUGGUUUCUUAAAUUGAUAAGGAUUAAGACUAUUUUAUUAUAAAUAUAAUAUAUGAUUUUUAAAAAAAAAAGUUUUGUUGCCUCACAUGCUGUCAGGAUGUUGGUGUUUUUUCCUUGACUUGAGGUGCCUUCGUGCCAGAAUUGGGGAGGAAGGCGGGCAUGGACUGCUGUUUGCCAUGUAUAUGCACACAUUCAUUCACCCACCACCCUCACAGAAUGGCAGGCAGGAGCACUGGCAUUUUGGUCAUUGUGGAUACUGGUUUUGUGGAGAUGAGGGAACUUGUGAUAUAAGUUCACUCCCUCUAUUUUUCUUUGUGAUUCAGGUUUUUUUUUUUAAUCUUUUUUUUCUUCCCUUUCUCCUGUGUGGAAAUUACAAAUCAAAGGCCUUUUUCUUUAAUGUAAAGUGUAUUUAUUUAAAAAAAAGUACAAAAUAAACUACAAGUCUGUCUUUGUU
Messenger RNA from Monodelphis domestica (gray short-tailed opossum), 10121 nucleotides. Lineage: Eukaryota; Metazoa; Chordata; Mammalia; Didelphimorphia; Didelphidae. The record is from RefSeq and is a predicted model, not a curated record.